AUGUCCAUCAACGAGUUAACCGACACGGAGUUCAUCUCGCGUAUGAUGAUCGAGCCGCACGAGAACUGGACAGCCGUCCAACAAGACCUGAAUGACCUGUCGGAGCAACUUACUCUGGAAAUAAAGGUGGCUUCGAGUCACAAACAAGAGUGGAACUACAUACGAUCGGAUCAGACCUUUCUUCUUUCUACCCCAGCAGCUAAGAUCAUCACGCUCUCGCAGUUGUGGCACAAGAUGGAAAGAACGAAGCAGGAGAUAUCACACAUCGGAGUGAGAUCCACCUUCACGAAACUGUUCUACAAGAAUAUGGCCGAUAAGAGCUCCGGAAGAAUCAUCGAAAAGGAGAUCUAUGAGUGCUUACGCAUAAUAGAUAGCCAGACGAGACAGCUGACGGCUCUGAUAGAGGAAGUGAAAACAUUCUUCCAACGUGCUGAAAAUGAUUUCAGAACCGGACCCUGCUCCGCCCACGUAGAGCAUAUAAACGCGUUAUUCAGACAGGCCUUCGAGACUUUAACCUUGGAGGACAAGAAGAAAUUCGACGAAAAAAUUCUUGAGCUCCAGAGCCAGUUAAAUGACCAGUCGGCAGAAAUAACGCGUCUGAAAAAUGAGGGAGCACGACCUAACCCAAACGAGUCUCACCCGAAACCAGAAAAUGUGGAACCCACAGACGACGAAUACUUCGAUCAGAUGAGACGAGAGGUCGCUGAAAACGAUGAAGUACCACCCCUGAUGGAAGAGGAGUCGGAUGAAGAAAAUAUGGAAAUUCAAGAGGAACAACUGAAUGAUGACGAAAAUCUGCUGGACUUCCCACUUGAGCAGAGAAGAUCACCUGAACCUGAUGAAGAAGGCAUUGAAGAAUGGGGGCUACGAUGUCGUCUGCUUGAAGAUGAAAUGAAUCGCGUUCAAGAAGCUUACCGAAAUUUCCCAUACCGCAAGAAGGAGCACAGAUCACCAGGGAUCCAUCCGGGGAUGAUGUGCGCGUUUUGCCGAGCCAAAGGCGAACAUUUCUCUGACUCUUGCCCUAACUUUAUCGACGGCGACGAAAGAUACGACAUAAUUUUGAACGAAGGAUGGUGCAGAAUGUGUCUGGAAAUGUGCAACUGGGAAGCUGAGUGUCCGCGUGCGCAAAAAUCUUGCUAUUAUUGUGAACGCGUUCGAGGAACACCGUUUGACUACAUGCGACACGGCGUCGAACACCAUACGGCCCUCUGCAACAUCCCCAAUCGCAAGGAAGAAGCAAGUCUAGCACUCAGAAGGGCAAAAGAAGAAUUCGAGGGAGCAUUCGCAGAACUGGAACGCAAGCACAGGCGACGUCGAGAGCGUCAGGAACACGAAGAACAGUUGCGGGCUCAUGAGAUGCGACGACAACACGCGUACGAUGGGCAGCCAUUCGAGGAACACCCCGAAAAACCGCGUGGGGGGAGUGACGACGAGCGUCGUCCCUGA
Ostertagia ostertagi is the source of this 1446-nucleotide messenger RNA. Lineage: Eukaryota; Metazoa; Nematoda; Chromadorea; Rhabditida; Trichostrongylidae. The record is from the annotation of a GenBank genome assembly.